Molecule: messenger RNA, 821 nt
Organism: Arachis ipaensis
Lineage: Eukaryota; Viridiplantae; Streptophyta; Magnoliopsida; Fabales; Fabaceae
Molecular function (GO): metal ion binding
Source: RefSeq, a predicted model, not a curated record
UCACCAAACAACAGAUCAAAACAGAGUGUGUGUCACAAAGAAACAAACAAAAACUUGAUCAGAGAAGAGAAAAGAGAAAAACAAACAAGAUGUCAGGAAUCAUGCACAAGAUCGAGGAGACCCUCCACAUGGGAGGGAACAAGAAAGAUCAGGAGCACAAGGGAGAGAGCCAUGGCAGCGAUCAGUACAAGCAGGGAGAGCACCACCAACAGCAGCAGCACUACGGUGGUGGUGGUGUUGGUGUUGGUGGAGAGCACCAUGGUAGUGGAGGAGUGUACGGAGGAGAACAUGGCCACGUGCAAGAGCACCACCCAGGUGAGCAGCAGCACAAGGAGGGUCUUGUAGACAAGAUCAAGGAUAAGAUCCACGGCGGCGACGGUGCCGAGGGUGAGAAGAAGAAGAAGAAGGAUAAGAAGAAGGGCGAACAUGGCCACGACCAUGGCCAUGACAGCAGCAGCAGCAGCGACAGUGAUUAGAUCUUCUCCGCCAUUACUGCUUGCUGCACCUUUCUUCUAUGUCAAGGUGCAUGGGGUCACAGUUGUGAGGGGCUUGGUUUUACACUUUCAUUCUUGUGUGAACCAAAAAAAAAAAAAAAUCAUAAUUAGUUUAUUACAGUUACCUAUAUAUGUGAGUGAAGGGAGAGUAAAAAAAAAAAAAAACCGGACAGAAAUUGUGUUUUUUCUACUUUUCCUGUUGGUAAUGUGAGUGUUGUAGCAUAUAAUGUACCUCUUAGUCUCAGAUUGUAAAAGCCCCACUCCCGUGGUUUUCUUUGGUUGUGUUGUCAUGUAUUAUUAUGAAAUAAGGAUUUCUAUUAUUACUUA